Fundulus heteroclitus (mummichog) is the source of this 2196-nucleotide messenger RNA. RefSeq lists its product as uncharacterized. Bases 447 to 1064 code for a protein of 205 amino acids. The transcript has 9 exons. The record is from RefSeq and is a predicted model, not a curated record. NCBI's taxonomy places the organism in Eukaryota, Metazoa, Chordata, Actinopteri, Cyprinodontiformes, Fundulidae.
UCAUCCCUCGCGCUGACAUCACGCAGAGGAUUUGCCACAAUGUCAAACAUAAGCAGACAGCGCGAGCUCAUGGCUUCCCCGCGCCACAAAGACACGCAUCACCGCGUGCGCCGGCUCGUUCUAUAAUCACAAAACUCAUCCGACCUUUUAUGGGUUCAUUCUGCGUCCGAGGAUGUUUUUCGGGUGAAAAGUUCCCAGGCUGGCUGUAACAUUGAUGCUCUUCGGUUAUUACGUAAUGGGAGUGCGGACUCUGCUGAGCAGAUGUUAGAGAGGUCCAUGUGAGCGUUUGAUCCCAGUCAGAGGUCAUGCUGCGGAGGAAGUCUGAUACCCACAGCCUGUUUACCCCCGGAGAGACAUCUGAUAAUGACUGUGAGUGAGGACGAGUAAGUCAGGAGAAAUUUCUGUGAUGAGUACCAUGGAGACCCAAAAAAGCGACACCCUUUGAGAUGGGGGCGAGCUGUGAAGAGGUAGAUAUAGUGUGCCUGUGCGAGGCUGGUCCCUGUACACUUUAUUCAGAAGCACACGCGCCUACGCUGGACACUCUGCUAUGUGAACACUGUGGAAAAAACAGAGUCAUGUUAACCAGGUACUCUGAGGGAUAUGGCACAGAGGAGGAGUGUGCAUUAUCCGACCCUCAGGGAGAAAGCGAUGCAGAUGCUGACAUAGAGGACACGGACUGCAGACUGCAGGAGCACAGUUCUCUCCAGCGAAUCAGCUCGCGCCGACGCAAACGUCCUCGAGUGGCGCGCCAAGACACCACGGAGAGCGAGGAUGACGGCGGGCGGAGCCACAAAACCCAUCGCUGGAACCUGCGGCUCAGUCCUGACAGAGCACACAGCAGGACUAUCCUGGAGGAGAGUGUUUCCCAGGUGAGGCCGCUGAUCAUCACUGGGCCCAACGUUGAGAAGCAGAAGAGUCCGGCGGACCUGCCCCGAGGCUCUGAGCUGAUGUCCCUGUGGCCCUCGUCCCUCUCUCUCCCCAUCAAACUGCUGCUCCUGCUGCCUGUCUCCCUCUCCCUCGUCAUUGUUAUAAUCUCUUUCCUGCUGCCCUGGACCGCCACAUGACAUAACAUCACAUUUUGGUUUCCAAACAUCCAACAAAUGUCACCAUGUCUUAUAAUGUAGUCGAUAGCAUACAUGUUUUUAAAGGAUUAUAAAAAAAACAAUGGAAGAUAAUUAGAAUUUUUGCUGCGCAGAUCAUGUAAAAUUAGAUCCCCGGAGGAUGCUGAAUGCUUUCUUGCCAAAAUCAGACGAUACCACUUUUCAUGGAGCAUUCGGUCGCAGCUAAAAGACCAAUACAAGCUGAGUUCUUGGCUGCGUCUCAAAGCUCGCCCUAAGUUUCAGUUUCUCACCCCCUCGUUUGUAAAAAUAGACCUCUCAUCUUGCGGCCCUGUUGUAAUGAGCUGCAACAACCAUGUGGGGGGGGGGGGGCUCAGGGUUGCGCAGGAGCUUUUAAACAGGGUUAUAACACUCUCUGUAGGAAAACAUGUGAAAGACGAUGCUGAUACACUAUGCAAUUCCUUCGUUCUGGCAUUAUGAGAGUGGGGAAAGAUCUGCGUCGUCGUGUCCUUGGCCUUGUCACACAACCCCCCCGACCCCUACGGAGUAUGUUCUGUUUGCGCAAGGACUUGUGGCUCUAAAUAGCGUGCAAAUUUUAAAACCAAUAGGAGCUGAGAUCCGAUAUGGGUUCUUUUAUGUAUAAUCUGCAGAACCGCCGUCGGUAUAAUGAGCAAAUAAACAGAUCACGUGGAUUUUUAAAAUAUUUCUUUUUUAAAUUCAGAUUAUUUUAACCCUAGUCCUUCAUGACAGAACCCUGCUGUGUUAAUAGUACAAUGAGCUGACCUCAAAGAACAACAUGAGCUUUUGUGGAAACUACUGUAACUAUAUUCAACGUUUUCAUAGACACCAUAUUCACAUAGUGUCGACAUGGCAAAUGUGGAUGUUAUUUAUGUCGGUCAACGUAUAAUUGUUUAGAAAAACUGACCUUGACAAUCAAUCUCGCUAGUUAUUACAAGCUGAAAGGCAAACUGGUGAAAGCCAUUUUAACUUCUCUGUACUGUAUGUUAUAUUUAUUUAUUUCAUUAUGUAAUUUUCUCUUAACUUAAAAAAUAUCUUUAAACUCCACUUGCAGAAGGGGGAAAUGAUUGUUAUUAAUUAUCAUCCUGUUGUACUUUAUCCUAUUAAAUACUGUGAAUUA